UGCGGUCUCUAGUUGUUGUUGUGUUUCGAGAGCCUUCCCUUGAGCAGCAGCACGCGGCACCCUCGCCUCACCCACACCACUAACUCCGCCACAGCCACGUCAGGAGCACACCCGGGACCACCGCACUCCCAGACAUGACUGACAACGCCGCCAAGGUGCAGCAGCUGAAGGAGCAGGGCAAUGUGUGCAUGGAGGCAGGCAAGCUGGACGAGGCUGUGCAGCAUUACACCAAGGCCAUCGACCUCGACGCCACCAACCAUGUUCUCUUUAGCAACAGAUCGGCAGCAUACGCCAAGCAGGGGAAGUAUGAUGCGGCCCUGGAGGAUGCCGAGACCACAGUGCGCCUCAAGCCGGACUGGCCCAAGGGGUACUCGAGAAAGGGCACAGCGUUGCUCUACCUGCAGCGUAACCAGCAAGCCUCAGACGCCUUCCAGAGCGGCCUGACCCUGGACCCCAACAACCAGCAACUCAAAGAGGGACUCACGGAAAGUAAGAGAAGGAUACAGUCCAGUGCCAGCAGGGGGCCGUCCAUGUCACCCUUCCAGGACGCUGCCUCCUUUGAGAAGCUGAAGACAAACCCUCGCACCAAAGACUUCAUGAAGGACCCAGACUUCUGCAAAACACUGGAGGACAUCAGAAAAAAUCCUGAGCUAUUAAGAGAAAAGAUGCACGACAAACGGCUGCUGACCUGCAUUAGUGUCAUGAUGGGUCUGGAUGUGAUUGGUGCAGAUGAUGAAGCAGAGAUGGAGGACGCCUCAGAGACCACCACCAGCACUGCCUCCUCGAAGAACACACCCUCACCACGAGCACAGAAGGAGGAGAAGAUGGAUGUGGACAAGACUCCCGAGCAGAUCAGUGCCAUGAAGGAGAAGGAAGCAGGGAACGCAGCGUACAAGAAGAAGGAUUUCGAGACAGCGUUAACUCACUACAGCAAGGCCAUUGAACUUGACCCAACUGACAUGACUUUCCUCAAUAACAAAGCUGCGGUGUUCUUUGAGCAGCAGAAGUACCAGGAGUGCAUCAGUACCUGUGAGAAGGCGGUGGAGGUGGGCCGGGAGAACAGGGCGGACUUCAAGCUUAUAUCCAAAGCAUUCACUAGGACUGGCAAUGCGUACAAGGCUCUCAAGGAUUAUGGUAAGGCUAAGAUGUUCUAUGAAAAGUCUCUCUCGGAACACAGGACCCCAGAAACCAAGGAGCUUCUGAGCAAGGUGGAGAAGCUAAUCAAGGAACAGGAGCGGCUUGCAUACAUUGACCCCGCCAAGGCCGAGGAGGAGAAGACAAAGGGCAAUGAACUUUUCCGCAAGGGCGACUACCCAGGGGCCGUGCGUCACUACUCAGAGGCCAUCAAGCGCAACCCAGAUGACGCUAAGAUCUACAGUAACCGUGCCGCCUGCUACACAAAGCUAGCGGAGUUCAACCUGGGCCUCAAGGACUGCGACGAGUGCAUCCGACUCCUGCCUGACUUUGUAAAGGGGCAUGUUCGCAAAGGCAAGAUCCUGCAGGGGCUGAAGCAGUACUCUAAGGCCCAGGAUGCUUACCAGAAGGCCAUCGACAUUGACCCCAACUGCCAGGACGCUCUGGACGGCUUCAGGGAGUGUAUGAUGUCCAUGAACAGCGACCCAGAAGAGGUGCGCAAGAGGGCCAUGGCUGAUCCUGAGGUGCAGCAGAUCCUCAAAGACCCGGCCAUGCGCAUGAUCCUGGAACAGAUGCAGACCGACCCCAAAGCCCUUCAGGAUCACCUGAAGAACCCAGACAUUGCCUCCAAGAUUCAGAAGCUUCUCCAGUCUGGCCUCAUCUCCAUCCGGUAGAGGGUGUGAGGGCUGCCUGGAGUGCGGCUGUGGGCUCAGGGCGGGACGGAGGCCUUUCCCGCACCCUCCUCUGAUCCACACCCGCCCCACACCUGCUGCUCCCACUAACACUGCCCUCUCUGCUCCCAGUACACCACCAACUCCAUUCACCAGUCACUUCCAUUGACAGCCACCUCUGAUGAAAUGCAAGACUGUUAAUGCCACUACUGCAUCUACUUCUGCUGCUGCUGCUGCUACUACUGUGUGUGUGUGUGUGUGUGUAUGAUUGUUAAAGCAUUUCAGGGUGGCUUAUCUUUUAUUUUUUUUUUUUUUUUUUUUUUUUUUUUUUCAUAGCUAUGUUUUUAUUUGCUUGACAUACUUUACUUUCUGUUUUCAUGGGAUACAAGAUUUUACCUCAGGACAAACGCUGUUGCAUUCAUCUUCUCUCUCCCUUCUGGCAGGUCCUUGUCUUAGACAUGCCAGUGUUUACUGAUAUGGAUUUGUUAAGGUCUCCAUGAUUCAUAAGAUCUCUUUCAGUGUUUAUUUUUUAUUUUAAUUUUUUCUAAUUUAUUUAUUUUUAUUUAUUUAUUUAUUUUAUUUUAUUUUUUUUUUCAUGACUCUUAGUGGGUGAGUGUAUUUGUGGCUCGUUGCAUAUCUUGUGGCUUGCAGACUGUAGCUCAGUUCUGGCUGACGGUAAAGUCUCAGUGGGAGAGGAAGCACUCUUUCUUAACCCUUCCCAGUGCAAACUGACAUAAUGCAUCACCAUUCAGUUAUUCUACACUUCAGUCAGUGUAUAUUUGGGUUAUACUUUGUUUUUUUAUUUUUCUCUUACUUUUUUUAUUGUCAGUUCCUUUUUUGUCAUGGUUGAUUUGUUUAGCUUUUUUAUCAAUCUCCUCCAUCACUACUUUAAUUGAUAGUUUUUUCCACCUUUCACAUUUAUUUUCCAAUAAUUUUUUGCCUCAUUGAUACUUUUCUCAGGAUUUUCCCCCUCAUUUAUUCUUUUUAUUUAUUUAUUUUUUUUUUAUUAUUUAUUAUUUAUUUAUUUAAGAUUUUUUAUUUAUUUAUUUAUACAUCUAUUAAUUUAUCUAUUCAUUUAUUUAUUUUUGUCCUAGAACUGUUUUGUAGUGUUUUCUACACUCCCACUUCUUUUUAUUUGGUAUUCCACAUAACUUUUUAGUAAUUCCUUUCCCGAGGCCCACAAUGUGUAAAUUUCUCCACUUCCCACGACUUCUUUCCACAGUCCUUUCAACAGGAUAAACAUUGCUCAUAACAGCAUUUAUGAUAACACCCACUAAGGAGAUGCUAGGCUACACUAUUUAGACACCAAAACAACAGCCACCACCAUCUAUGAACAUACACCAUACAUACAUCUAUCUAUCCAUCAUUAUACCAGGCUGGCAGUCCCACACAGGAUGGCCCAGACAAACCACUGCAGCCUCAUACACACAUCAUUCCACUGGUGGUAAGAACACAUUUAUUAGACAAGCAUUCAGGAGCUUAGGACACAGACAAAUAUACACACAACAUGAUGAUGCACAUGACAAGACUAAUCCGACUCUAUGUUACUUAGACAUUAGUGAAAGAAUGUUUCUUGAUAUGUACUGUAAUAGAGAGAGAGAGAGAGAGAGAGAGCAAUUAAUAGAAGUGAUGAUACAUUAUUGUUGUUUUGUGUGGCUGAUGAUGUUAAUUAAUUAUUUGUGCCUGAGGAGAGAUGAUGAGGAUGAUGAUAAUGAAAAUAGAAGAGUAUGAAAGUUA
Molecule: messenger RNA, 3542 nt
Organism: Portunus trituberculatus (swimming crab)
Lineage: Eukaryota; Metazoa; Arthropoda; Malacostraca; Decapoda; Portunidae
Gene: Stip1
Product: stress-induced-phosphoprotein 1-like
Exons: 13
Coding region: 135-1808 (557 amino acids)
Molecular function (GO): Hsp90 protein binding
Source: RefSeq, a predicted model, not a curated record